Molecule: messenger RNA, 3613 nt
Organism: Malaclemys terrapin pileata
Lineage: Eukaryota; Metazoa; Chordata; Testudines; Emydidae
Gene: CNNM2
Product: cyclin and CBS domain divalent metal cation transport mediator 2
Exons: 8
Coding region: 59-2464 (801 amino acids)
Biological process (GO): transport; magnesium ion homeostasis
Cellular component (GO): plasma membrane
Molecular function (GO): magnesium ion transmembrane transporter activity
Source: RefSeq, a predicted model, not a curated record
CGCGGGAUGCAGCCGUCCCGCUAUGUUUGGCCCCGGCGGUUCUGAUCCCUGACUAAAGAUGGCGCUGGGCUCGGCCGCGCUGCCCGCUCGGAACAUGACGGGGGGCGGGCGCGGGGCGCGGGUCCUGCUGCUGCUGCUCCUCAGCGGCUGCUUGGGCGAGCAGCCCCCGGCCGCCGCCGCCGGCGUCCCCUCCGCCGCCUCGGCCGGGGGCAGCGGGGCGCCGGGCGACGCGGAGGAGACGGUGAUCAUCGGGCUGCGGCUGGAGGACACGGACGACGUCUCCUUCAUGGAGGGGGGCGCGCUGCGGGUGAGCGAGCGGACGCGGGUCAAGCUGCGGGUCUACGGGCAGAACAUCAACAACGAGACCUGGUCCCGCAUCGCCUUCACCGAGCACGAGCGGCGGCGGAGCGGGCGGCCGCCGGCCGAGCAGGAGGACGGGCCGCCGGAGGGCAGCUCCCCGCAGCGCUGCGGCAUCCGCACCUCGGACAUCAUCAUCCUGCCGCACAUCGUGCUCAACCGCCGCACCUCGGGCAUCAUCGAGAUCGAGAUCAAGCCCCUGCGCAAGACCGAGAAGAGCAAGUCCUACUACCUGUGCACCUCGGUGUCGGGCCCGGCCGCGCUGGGGGCCGCCGGCCCCCCCGGGGGCGGCCCGGUGGGGGCCGACGGCCCCGCCGGCCCCCCGCCCUGGACCGAGACCACCUGGAUCUACCACGAUGGCGAGGACACGAAGAUGAUCGUGGGCGAGGAGAAGAAGUUCCUGCUGCCCUUCUGGCUGCAGGUGAUCUUCAUCUCGCUGCUCCUCGGCCUCUCGGGCAUGUUCAGCGGCCUCAACCUGGGCCUCAUGGCCCUGGACCCCAUGGAGCUGCGCAUCGUGCAGAACUGCGGCACCGACAAGGAGAAGAACUACGCCAAGCGCAUCGAGCCGGUGCGCCGCCAGGGCAACUACCUGCUGUGCUCCCUGCUGCUGGGCAACGUGCUGGUCAACACCACCCUCACCAUCCUGCUGGAUGACAUCGCCGGCUCUGGGCUGGUAGCCGUGGUGGUCUCCACCAUCGGCAUAGUCAUCUUCGGCGAGAUCGUGCCGCAGGCCAUCUGCUCCCGUCAUGGCUUGGCCGUGGGUGCCAACACCAUCUUCCUCACCAAGUUCUUCAUGAUGAUGACUUUCCCAGCCUCCUACCCUGUCAGCAAGCUGCUGGACUGCGUGUUGGGCCAGGAGAUCGGCACGGUCUACAACCGCGAGAAGCUGCUUGAGAUGCUGCGGGUCACCGACCCUUACAACGAUCUGGUCAAGGAGGAGCUUAACAUCAUCCAAGGGGCGCUGGAGCUGCGCACCAAGACGGUGGAGGACGUGAUGACCCCACUCCGAGACUGCUUCAUGAUCGCCGCUGAGGCUGUUCUGGACUUCAACACCAUGUCUGAGAUCAUGGAGAGUGGCUACACUCGCAUCCCCGUCUUCGAGGGCGAACGCUCCAACAUUGUGGACCUGCUCUUCGUCAAGGACCUGGCCUUUGUGGACCCAGAUGACUGCACCCCGCUCAAGACCAUCACUCGCUUCUACAACCACCCGCUGCACUUUGUCUUCAACGAUACCAAGCUUGAUGCCAUGCUGGAGGAGUUCAAGAAAGGCAAAUCUCAUCUGGCAAUAGUACAGCGAGUCAACAAUGAAGGGGAAGGAGAUCCUUUUUAUGAAGUCCUGGGGAUUGUCACGUUAGAAGAUGUGAUUGAAGAAAUCAUCAAGUCUGAGAUUCUAGAUGAAACUGAUUUGUACACUGAUAACAAGACGAAAAAAAAAGUAGCCCAUCGGGACAGGAAGCAGGACUUCUCUGCCUUCAAACAGACAGACAGUGAGAUGAAGGUUAAAAUAUCACCACAGCUCCUCCUGGCAAUGCACCGUUUCCUGGCAACAGAAGUAGAAGCAUUUGGCCCAUCCCAGAUGUCAGAGAAGAUCCUCCUAAGGCUGCUAAAACAUCCUAAUGUCAUCCAGGAGCUGAAAUACGAUGAGAAGAACAAGAAAGCCCCAGAAUACUACCUCUACCAGAGAAACAAGCCUGUCGACUACUUCAUUCUCAUUUUACAGGGGAAAGUGGAAGUGGAGGCUGGGAAAGAGGGAAUGAAGUUUGAAGCUGGUGCUUUUUCCUAUUAUGGGGUGAUGGCCCUCACAGCAUCGCCAGUUCCCUUGUCCCUGUCUCGUACCUUUGUUGUCAGCAGAACAGAAUUAUUAGCAGCAGGUUCUCCAGCUGAAAACAAGUCACCCCCUCGUCCUUGUGGCUUGAACCAUUCGGACUCUCUAAAUAGAGGUGAUCGCAUUGAAGCGGUGACACCAACGUUGGGGAGCAGCAACAACCAGUUGAAUGCAUCUUUCCUUCAGGUGUACGUCCCAGACUACUCAGUGAAAGCACUCUCAGAUAUUCAGUUUGUCAAGGAUUUCAAGUUAUCAUCUUCCUUCCCUGAAGACAUCUUCUGAGUCCCUUUCAGGAGGAGGCCGGAUACUGUGCUCCUUAAAACUUAGUGACAAAAGUGCUGGACAUCUCUGAAAACCCAAACUCUCUGAUGGUUUCCUGGCUCGCCAACACUGUACCUAGCAAAAUCUCUCCCCUUCACCCUGUUCAGCUGUGAUGUGACAAGGACACCUUCCAGCAGCGAUGCAUAAACAAAGCGAUAGGCCAAUACUACUAGAACCAUCAUGGUUUAUUGACUUGUAGGCCUGACAUACCAGCAAUAGCACCUCCUGCUGGUUUGUUUUUCACUGUAUGUUACACUGGCAUAAGAUCAAAUGCAAUUAUGAGAUUGAACCAAAAGGUCUAAUUCUUUAAAACCAGGCCCCCGUUCUGUAUCUUUCACAAAUGAAUGGCAGUUUGGAAUAAGCUACAGCACACCCAUGACAGGUAGUAAAUGGCACUGCAAAGUUAACACAGCCGUACUGCAUACCACACCUUACAGGGAAUGGUAACACAAGGGAUUUGUGUUUAAGUUAACACCAGGUGGAGGCCCAAAGGGCACAGACAGGACACUGAGAACUGUUUGCAGGACAAAUGAAGCAGACUGCACCAUAUUCAUUUCUGAAAUGGAGGUAGAGCCUGCAGCAACUGCAGGUGCCAGCACAGGAGCCUGGAGACUACAGCUAUCUUGAGCCAAAUCUCUUCCUCUUGGCUAAAGAUGGAGCAUUCAGGCUGGGACCUGUAGUCUCUAUGUGCUACAGCUCCAUGUGAAAGAUGGGGCAGCUGCAAACUGUAUUGUGGAAUUGUAUGGGUCACACAAUUGGACCAGCCCUGCAGUAUAUGAUCAUAUAUAUAUAUACAUAUGUAUAUACACACACAUGAUCAUACAGAAAAACACCUGUCAGGGAUGGUCUAGAUAAUACUUAGUCCUGCCAUGAGUGCAGGGACUGGACUAGAUGACCUCUGGAGGUCCCUUCCGGUCCUAUGAUUCUAUAGUGUGGGCCAAGUUCAGGCUAGGAUGGGUGGCCCAAGCGCACACUUCCACCCCAGAUGCUGUUUGGCUUUUAUAUCUUUGGGAUACGUUGGUGCUUUCCUUUCCUUUCUUAAAGCAGAGCAGAGAAAAAGAUAACAGAAAUUGGGGGGGGGAGGGGGAAAUAACUAACAUACAAUGUAAA